This is a messenger RNA of Vicia villosa (hairy vetch), 1284 nucleotides long. Its product is annotated as GDSL esterase/lipase At1g28590-like. The record is from RefSeq and is a predicted model, not a curated record. Bases 61 to 1206 code for a protein of 381 amino acids. Lineage: Eukaryota; Viridiplantae; Streptophyta; Magnoliopsida; Fabales; Fabaceae. Gene Ontology annotation, molecular function: hydrolase activity, acting on ester bonds. The transcript is spliced from 5 exons.
AAGUCAAUGAAGAGAUGAAAUAUGCCGUAAGGUUAGUACAAUAGGAUUCGCUGGAGAACAAUGAGACUACUAAUACUAUUACUAUUUUUUGUGAUCACUGCUUCUACACCGUUAUUCACGGCGGCGGCAUGUCCGUCUUACUCCUCCAUCUUCAGCUUCGGCGAUUCCUUAACUGACACCGGUAACCUGUUUUACAGCUCCUCCGAUCCCUCCAAUCACUGCUUCUCUCCUCCCUACGGUCAAACCUACUUUCAUCAUCCGUCUGGUCGUUGCUCCGAUGGACGCCUCAUCAUCGAUUUCAUAGCGGAAUUGUUAGGAAUUCCAAUGGUGAAACCGUAUUUAGGAAUAAAGAAUGGUGUAUUGGAAGAUACUGCAGCAAAGGUUGGAGUGAAUUUUGCGGUUAUAGGAGCAACGGCGUUGGAUGUUAGUUACUUUGAAGAGAGGGAUGUUCAUAACGUUGCUACCAAUUAUUCAUUAACAGUUCAGUUGAAUUGGUUCAAGGAGCUUCUUCCUACACUUUGCAAAUCUUCUGAAAGAUGUCAUGAUAUUCUUACAAACUCAUUAUUUCUUGUGGGAGAGAUUGGAGGCAACGACUUAAACUUUCCCUUAUUUGUACGCAAGAGCAUAGAAGAGGUUAAAACAUAUGUUCCGGAUGUAAUCAAUGUAAUAGCUUCAUCAAUUAAUGAGUUGAUUAGUCUUGGGGCUCGCACACUGUUGAUCCCUGGGAAUUUCCCAUUGGGAUGCAACACAAUCUAUUUAACAAAGUAUGAGACCAAAGAUAGUAAUCAAUAUGACUCAUUCGGUUGUUUGAAGUGGUUAAAUGAAUUGGCUAAAUUUUAUAACCAAAAGCUCCAAUAUGAGAUACAUAGACUUCGGAAAAUUCAUCCUCAUGCUAAUAUCAUAUAUGGUGAUUAUUACAAUGCUGCAUUGCCAUUAUACCGGUAUCCAUCAAAAUUUGGUUUUCUAGGUCUUAAAGCUUGUUGUGGAAUGGGAGGUUCUUAUAAUUUCAAUGGAUUAAAACCUUGUGGAAAACCAGGCGUGGUUGCAUGUGAUGAUCCUUCUCAGUAUAUUGGGUGGGAUGGUAUUCAUUUGACUGAGGCUGCAUAUAAACUGAUUGCCGAUGGUAUCAUUAAUGGACCAUAUUCUUUCCCUCAAUUUAGUAAUUUGUGCUUCAUGAAUGUUAGCUAUGGAUAUUUAAAUAGCUAGGGUGUUUUUACAUGUUACUCUACCAGGAUGCCACCAUAAAAACACCUUUAUUUAUCGGGCCACAUUACUUUUCUUUCU